Hippocampus zosterae (dwarf seahorse) is the source of this 2676-nucleotide messenger RNA. It is a transcript of the gene fshr, whose product is annotated as follicle stimulating hormone receptor. Gene Ontology annotation, cellular component: membrane. Gene Ontology annotation, molecular function: protein binding; thyroid-stimulating hormone receptor activity; follicle-stimulating hormone receptor activity. Gene Ontology annotation, biological process: male gonad development; follicle-stimulating hormone signaling pathway. Lineage: Eukaryota; Metazoa; Chordata; Actinopteri; Syngnathiformes; Syngnathidae. The record is from RefSeq and is a predicted model, not a curated record.
AUGCCUGCUUUCCAGUUCUUCCACGCCAUGCAUGCGGGCAGAACGCAACCCAACGAAACGCAAAGCCGGAGUGUUUGCGCAAGAGUGACGAGGAGAAAGACGUUUGACAACAAUUGCCGUGUUAUGAGGCGGUUGAUGAUGAUGAUGAUGAUGAUGAUUUUGACGCUCGUCACGAUGGGGGUCCAAAUGAAGGCUCUUUCUCAACAAACUGUGGACUUGUGUCACAACAUCCACACGUCAGACUUGGAAAUCCCAAGCGGCCUUUCCUCCUCCACGCAAUGCCUGGAGGUGAAGAGGACCCGAAUUCCCGUGAUCCGUGGCAGUGCCUUCACUGGCCUUCACAAUCUCAGGAGAGUGCACAUUGUUGACAACGACGUCCUGAAGACUGUGGCCGACUUUGCUUUCUCCCGCCUUCCACAGCUGGCCAACAUCUUCAUCUCGCAAAACGCCGUGUUGGAGUCAAUCGGCGCCUUCGCGUUCUCGGAUCUCCCCGAACUCAUUGAGCUGACCAUCGCCAAGUCCAAACAUCUGACAUCCAUCCAUCCAGAUGCCUUCAAGGACCUCGUCAAGCUGCGACGUCUGAUCAUCUCCAACACGGGAAUCCUGACCUUGCCUGAUUUCUCCAAGAUGCACUCGGCCGCUGACUACUUUGUGCUCGACCUGCACGACAACAGCCGCAUACAGAAGGUACCCGCCAACGCCUUCAACGGCGCUUGCACGCAAGCUAUCAGAGACAUACGGCUGACCAGGAACGGCAUCAAGACGGUAGCAAGAGACGCUUUCAACGGCACAAAGAUGCACAGAUUGUCGCUGAAAGGCAACCGGCAACUUAGUUACAUCCAUCCAAACGCCUUUGCGAGUUCCAGCGAGUUGGUCUUAAUUGACAUCUCGCAAACGGCGCUCAGCUCGCUGCCGGACGCCAUCUUGGGCAACCUCCACAGUCUGAUUGCCGAGUCUGCGGUCCGCCUGAAGAAAUUUCCUCCUCCGCAAGCCUUCGCCAAGCUGCACGAGGCCCGCGUCACCUACCCGUCGCACUGUUGCAUCUUCCUACCCAUGCAAAGAAACAGUUCCAAGCACCCGCUGUGCUCUCUGCGAGAGGCCCGCGAGAACGCCGCUUUCUUCUGGGACCACUGCUUGGGGAACUUCAACGUCACCUGCAGCCCGGCGCCUGACGCCUUCAACCCUUGCGAAGACAUCAUGACCUCUGCCUCGCUGCGGGGCCUCAUCUGGGUGGUGUCCGUGCUGGCUCUGCUCGGAAACGUGCUCGUGCUGCUCGUCUUGUUAGGCAGCGCGUCCAAGCUGACGGUGCCGCGCUUUCUCAUGUGCCACCUGGCGUUCGCCGACCUGUGCAUGGGCGUGUACCUCCUGGUCAUUGCCGCCACGGACACGCUGACCCGGGGACACUACCACAACCACGCCAUCGACUGGCAGACGGGCCUGGGAUGCGAGGCCGCCGGAUUCUUCACAGUGUUUGCCAGCGAGCUGUCAGUGUUCACGCUAACGGCCAUCACGCUGGAGCGCUGGCACACCAUCACGCACGCCCUCCGCCUAGACCGCAAGUUCCGCCUGAGGCACGCCUGUGCGGUCAUGACGGCCGGUUGGAUCUUCUCCUGCCUCGCCGCCACCAUGCCCACGCUGGGCGUCAGUAGCUACAGCAAGGUGAGCAUCUGCCUGCCCAUGGACGUGGAGUCGUCGUGGUCGCAGGUAUACGUGGUUUCUCUGCUUCUUCUCAACAUGGCAGCCUUCGCGUGCGUGUGCGCCUGCUACCUCAGCAUCUACCUGGCGGUGCGUCACCCGUCGGGCGCGACCGCCCGCGCCGACGCCCGCGUAGCGCAGCGCAUGGCCGUGCUGGUGUUCACCGACUUCCUGUGCAUGGCGCCCAUCUCCUUUUUCGCCGUGUCGGCGGCGCUCAAGCGGCCGCUCAUCACCGUGUCUGACGCCAAACUGCUCCUGGUGCUUUUCUACCCCAUCAACUCGUGCGCCAAUCCCUUCCUCUACGCCUUCUUUACACGCGCCUUCCGCCGCGACUUCGUCCUGUUGGUGGCGCGCUUUGGCCUGUGCAAGGCGCGAGCCCACGGCUACCGCGCCGACAGCUCGUCGUGCCAGCUCAAGAGCGGCCCCGUCAACAUGUGCUUGACGUCGGCCGGCCGGCCGGGCGUCGACAGGUGACGAUGCAACGUUAGCUAUGCCUUGGCGGUUCCAUCACAAUCCGAUAUGUGAUGGAAAUGCCUUUGAAAGGACAGCAGACAGGCACUGAUGGAUUGAUUGACGCUUUAUGUCCAACUUUUUCUAAAGAGCAGAAUAAAACAUCUGAGGGGCAGUUCACAGCUGUGUAUAGACAAUCUCUGUUGCGUGCUCCAUCCGGUUGCCAAACGAAUUCACCGCUGGGAGGCAUAAACAUAAACUGAACUGUGACAAAAUGGGGGGGUGGGGGGGAAUACAAUUACACUUUUAGAAUUCAUAUUUGCAUAUCACGUUGAAUAAUAAUGCCAUUCUCAUAAGCAUAGUACUGCAUAUUCCAUAUUGUCAAGUGUCCCCAUGUUCUUUGAAUAGCACCAUGAAACACAAACUCAUUAUUAGCAGUGUUGGUGUUUAUCUUAUGUUACAUGUACCAAUUGCAAAUGUAUUUAUGUUCUGUUGUUAUUAUAGCCUUUAUAAAGAUGCUUUCUUCAAACA